AUCGAGUCACUAUGGAUCCACCACACCGUUCUAAUCAGCCCAGAAAAACGCGAUCAGCGUGCAACAAGUGUCAUACGCAGAAACUCCGAUGCACCCGCAAACCCGGCCAGUCACGGUGUGAACGGUGCCUGCGGCUGAAUGCCGAGUGUCGCUUUGCGCCCCGAGCAAAGCGGGGUUCCAAGAAGCCACGACUGCCUUCACAUUCAACCUCGACACAGGGGAAACAGAGCUCAUCAAAUCAGAUUUCCACUCCAAACACUGGGCUUAGUCUUGAUAUUGGGGAUCGCCUUGAGGAGUCCUUGCCCGCCGAGCCGUGGUUGAAUACACUCGGAUUGGCGGAUCCCGUCGAUUGUAUCAACUGGAAUAUCGAACCCGCUGGGAGCGCAUGGGAUCUAAAUAUGGAUACAGCUUGGGCAGUGGCGGACCCUGACCAGGUCGUUACACAGAAUGUCUGCACGAUGCAGGUGGCCUUGGACCCGAUGCCUUCUCCUGGCACGACGAGCACCCACGAGCUAGCAAAUCUCAGCAUCGCGCUCUACGAGCUCACAGGUAAGCUGCCAUCUGUACGAGACGAGACGCGUACCCCAAGCGAUAUUGCCGCUCAGAGCACCCGGCAAGCUCUCCCCUUCAUGUUCGACGAGCUCUUCAGCCUCACCACACAGUUCACAAACGUGAGCAAACACUACCUGUGCGGCAUAGAAGGUACCGACGAGCCAACGGCCCUGAUGGUUGGAUCAUGUCACUCCCGCCUCACGGGAAUAUACAUGGACAUCUUUUCCAUGAUGCAGCGCUGUGUUCAGCACACGGGCGGGCCACCGCGACCGCGACCAGACGGGACACUUGUCCUUCCGAGUGUGCAGAUGGGCCCCUUGAGUUGUCCCUCACUGCAUGUGGACUUUGAGAACCCGCUCUCGGUGGGGGCAGGGUAUAUGUACAUGUGGAUGGUUGCGGUUUUCUCAGCGCAGCUAUGGGGACAGCUGGCGGACAUCAUGCGGGAGCGGCAUAUUGCGACUGGCAGGUCGUCAGUGUAUGGUUUGUGGAAGGAGAUGGGGGAAAGGAUGGAGAGGUUGCUGGAGAUGAUUGAUAGCACGAAGAGCCUGCUCCGGUGAUAGGCUUUCGGGACUAUCGUGGAAAUGAAAGCCGACGACAAGGACAAACCAUAAUGACAGCUAACCCCUUGAGCAUAUGAGCCGCGCUGCAAACCGUAAGAUUGUUGACAAGGGGGAUCUUGAGUUUGAAUGGCGAGUGGGGUCCUUUCUCUCUGCAUGCCAGAGUCCUCUGCCCUACCGGCUUCUUUGUUUCAGCUAUGCCAUAUAUGGCUUUGUCCAGGUGCGCUAUGUCUGGCACAAAUCUGCUACUCAGCUGCAGAAAUCUGGACAAAGGAUUGUUUCACGAGGCAUUGUUUCCUCCCACUCAUUGCUUGAAAGCAGCCCAGAAAGCUGUUAGGGCGACAGGCUCACACAAGGGAGGGUUGAUUGUUCCUUCCACACGUAGAAAAGACAACCUGCCCACUGACAAGGAAGCACCAGCCAGGCUGCGACCUGUCCUCUUGUUCAAACUCUUCAAACUCUUUGUCCUUUCUGUCGCUUGCUUUGUGUCGGCUGCAUCCAGCAUGAUUGUGAAACUCCAGUGCGUCAUAGCCACAAACGGCCGAUCCGUCAUUGUUUGCUGAGAAGACUUUAAUAUCUCCUCCCAACCCUCAAAUGGCGACCAUUCCAAUUUUGACACUCUAACCAUAUAUUUAUUCCAUUCGAUAUCAUCCAUCUAAUUCUCCUCCGCGAUGCCCCGAAACGGAAAACGCAAACAACGACCAUGGGAGGCCGACGAGCCUACCUCCUCGCGACAUGCUGCAGUACGCAAAGACCCAUUCCGAUAUCUCUGCUGGGACUGCGCCAGUAUCGUCAUGUCUUAUCUCGACGUUUGCGAUUUAGCCCGCUGCGAGCGGGUCGACAGGGGCUGGCGGCGGUUUGUCCACGAGUGGAUGGGCGCCGCCGGCUUCUAUCAGCAGUUUCCAACUCUUCCAAAGUCAACGGUCAAUACGCUUGAAAGUACUGAAGCACGAGCUGCCGUGUUCAGGG
Molecule: messenger RNA, 2078 nt
Organism: Aspergillus calidoustus
Lineage: Eukaryota; Fungi; Ascomycota; Eurotiomycetes; Eurotiales; Aspergillaceae
Source: the annotation of a GenBank genome assembly